Molecule: messenger RNA, 2527 nt
Organism: Misgurnus anguillicaudatus (oriental weatherfish)
Lineage: Eukaryota; Metazoa; Chordata; Actinopteri; Cypriniformes; Cobitidae
Source: RefSeq, a predicted model, not a curated record
UUGAGAAGCAAAGACCAAGCCUGCAGUUGCUCAUCGGCUGCUUAGUUUGAGAGUGCAAGCUCUGUCUGCCUGUUCUUCAGCUUUCAUCUCGCUUUUUCUCUCUCUCUCUCGCUCUGCCUCUCGCUCCCUACUGCCGUCUCCUCACGUUUGGAUUCACAAGAGGAAUUAAAGAGCGCUCUCUUUCCCUGAUCCUCCUCAUCUGAACACCAGCAGAGCAUUGAGGAACCAAUGGUCAUGGUGAAGGAGAAAGGCCUCAGGACCACAUCACCUGAUUCGAAACAGUACUUGUUAACAUCGAAAGACACUAAGGACAGAAGUGGCCCAUUCACAGGACCCUCACCACCCACCCGGAAAACUGGUCAUCCAGUGCUAUAAGUGUGGGGAGCCAUGCAAAGGGGAGGUUCUCCGCGUGCAAUCCAAGCACUUCCAUAUUAAAUGUUUUACAUGCAAAGUGUGCGGUUGCGACCUGGCCCAAGGAGGGUUCUUCAUGAAAAACGGGGAAUACCUGUGCACGCUAGACUACCAGAGACUACACGGCACACGCUGCAACGGCUGCGGAGACUUUGUGGAGGGAGAGGUGGUCACAGCCCUGGGGAAAACUUAUCACCCUGCAUGCUUCGUGUGUACCAUUUGCAAACGACCGUUUCCCGCUGGUGACCGUGUCACUUUUAAUGGAAAAGACUGUCUAUGCCAGAGCUGUGUCCAGCCAACAUCCCCAACCCCUAAAGACAUCAGCACCUCUAGCAACUGUGCAGGUUGUGGCAGGGACAUAAAAAAUGGUCAAGCUCUUCUGGCCUUGGAUAGCCAGUGGCAUCUCGGCUGUUUCAAGUGCAAAGUCUGCGGAAAGGUGCUGAGUGGAGAGUACAUCAGCAAGGAUGGUGCUCCAUAUUGUGAGAAAGACUACCAGAUCCAUUUUGGCGUCCAGUGUGAGGCCUGUCAUCAGUUUAUCACAGGGAAAGUUUUGGAGGCAGGAGAUAAGCACUACCAUCCCAGCUGUGCACGAUGCAGCAGGUGCAAUCAGAUGUUCACGGAGGGAGAGGAGAUGUACCUGCAAGGUUCAACAGUAUGGCAUCCAGACUGUAAGAACAGCAGUAGAGCGGAAGAAAAGUACAGAGCAGCUUGGCAGCAUCGUAAAGGGAAACCAAGUCCGUUUGAUAUCUUUUACCCACAGUCUCAGAUACAGAACCGGGGCCCAGGUGGCUCUCGGCCGGACCGGCGUCCCCUGGGCGGACGUGAGCCCCUCCCACCCUCAGUAACCUCUCUGCACCAAUCAGAAAGGCAGCCCACGAGGUCUUCGUCUGAGAGUAUCUGUUCCAGACCUGGUUCCAGUAUCCCAGGAUCUCCAGGUCACCCAAUCUAUGCAAAAGUAGACAAUGAGAUUAUUGAUUACAAGGAUCUAGCAGCCAUCCCCAGAGUCAAGGCCAUUUAUGACAUAGAGCGUCCAGAUAUGAUAUCCUAUGAGACCCUCCAUUCCACCUCCUCUACCUUGGACAGACAAGGGAAGCACAGCCCGGGAGAGCCUGUCAGAGCAUCUGGUGGCAGCCCACUAAGAGGCCGAGCCACAACCCUUCCACAAGACCCCUCCACACUGUCCACGGAAACAUCUCCGAGGACGCUGUCUCCCACCCCUUCUGCUGAGGGUUGCUAUGACAUGAGGGAACGCAUCAUCCAGCGCUCCACCAGUCAGGGCUCCAUCGGUUCUCCAAUCUAUCACCGCCAUAAUUACAUACCGUCCCUAUCCAAAUCUCCACAGCACUUUCACAGACCAGGAAUGCUGAAGCUCUCCUCUUCCUUGCGCUCCAGUCACAGUGAUACUCGCCCCACCUCCCCUUUCCGACAUCACUUUCUUCCCCACACCAAAGAUUCGUUCUGCAUAGGCACUGAGCCGUCCAGUGGCCGGAGUUCUCCCCUUUCCUCUCGGCCGGCCACCCCGACCCUCUCUCUGACCCCUAAACAUUUCCACAUCCCAGAUCAAGGCAUUAAUAUGUAUAGAAAACCACCAAUCUACAAACAGCAUGAUUCAGCUGCCCUGGCAGCCCAAAGCAAGUCUGCCGAUGACAUCAUCAAAUCAUCCAAGUUCCCUGCUGCCCACGCCCCUCGAGCGGACGAAACCCCAAAGAUUGAGACCGAAUACUGGCCGUGUCCUCCAUCCCUCGCUGCUUUAGGCUCAGAUGGGAGAAGUCGCUCACGAGAUGAGGAAGAGGAUGAACAUCAGAAACGCAGGCAGCUUCAAGAAGAACAUCUUAGCAAGAUCCAGUCUGGACUUGGGAAGCUGAUUCUGAAGGAGGAAAUGGAGAGAGAAAUGACCAGAGAGAAAUACCCACGCAGUGUCGCCGCCCAACGCUUUGACUCCCAAUAUGCAAACUGUAUCACAGACUCUAAAACAUCAUCUUUGCCCGGAUAUGGACGCAAUGGCCUGCAUCGGCCACAAUCUACCGAGCUCUCGCAGUAUAACAGUUAUGGGGAUGUAUGUGGAGGACAAAGAGGUAAUGUGGUGUCUCAAAUACUCUAGUGCACUAAACUAAUA